Molecule: messenger RNA, 1326 nt
Organism: Thalassophryne amazonica
Lineage: Eukaryota; Metazoa; Chordata; Actinopteri; Batrachoidiformes; Batrachoididae
Gene: gapdh
Product: glyceraldehyde-3-phosphate dehydrogenase
Exons: 12
Coding region: 81-1082 (333 amino acids)
Biological process (GO): glucose metabolic process
Molecular function (GO): NADP binding; oxidoreductase activity, acting on the aldehyde or oxo group of donors, NAD or NADP as acceptor; NAD binding
Source: RefSeq, a predicted model, not a curated record
CGCAGCUGAAGUUUGUUCUUCCCCACUCACAGGACACUCUGAGGCCUCUCACACACGAGAACUAGACCAAACCAGGCAAAAUGGUGAAAGUUGGCAUCAAUGGAUUUGGCCGCAUUGGUCGUCUGGUGACCCGCGCAGCUUUCCACUCCAAGAAAGUGGAGAUUGUGGCCAUCAACGACCCUUUCAUCGACCUGGAGUAUAUGGUCUACAUGUUCAAGUAUGACUCAACCCAUGGCCGUUACCACGGAGAGGUCAAGGCUGAGGGUGACAAGCUGGUCAUCGAUGGACAUAAAAUCUCAGUGUUCCAUGAGAGAGACCCUGCCAACAUCAAAUGGGGAGAUGCUGGUGCCGAGUAUGUGGUGGAGUCAACUGGUGUGUUCACCACCAUCGAGAAGGCCUCUGCUCAUCUGAAGGGUGGUGCAAAGAGGGUAGUCAUCUCUGCACCCAGUGCUGAUGCACCCAUGUUUGUGAUGGGUGUUAACCACGAGAAGUACGACAACUCGCUCAAGGUUGUCAGCAAUGCUUCCUGUACAACAAACUGCUUGGCACCUCUGGCCAAGGUCAUCCACGACAACUUCGGCAUCAUUGAGGGUCUGAUGAGCACAGUCCAUGCCAUCACAGCCACGCAGAAGACAGUAGAUGGUCCUUCUGGCAAGCUGUGGAGGGAUGGCCGUGGUGCCAGCCAGAACAUCAUCCCUGCUUCUACUGGUGCUGCUAAAGCUGUUGGAAAGGUCAUCCCUGAACUGAAUGGCAAGCUGACUGGCAUGGCCUUCCGUGUACCCACCCCCAAUGUGUCAGUGGUUGACCUGACUGUCCGUCUGGAGAAACCAGCCAAAUAUGAUGACAUCAAGAAAGCUGUUAAGGCUGCAGCUGAUGGUCCCAUGAAGGGCUAUCUGGGAUACACAGAACACCAGGUGGUGUCCACAGACUUCAAUGGCGACGCUCACUCAUCAAUCUUUGAUGCUGGUGCUGGCAUUGCCCUCAAUGACCACUUUGUCAAGCUGGUUUCAUGGUACGACAACGAGUUUGGCUACAGCAACCGUGUCUGCGACCUGAUGGCCCACAUGGCUUCCAAGGAGUAAAACAAUUGUGAUGCUGCAUCACAUUACUGUUUGAAUCCCAGCGUUGUACAUUUAUGAAGAUAUUGUAUUAUCUGUGACAGUAUGGUUGCAGAUAGUCCACCCCCUGCCCUGGUUUGUGCCACAGACUGCAAACAAACACUAGUUAAAUUGAUGACCAACUUAUUUUUGUUAUAAAUUCCCUGUUCUAUUUAAGGUGUACAUCUGUGGUACUGAUGUGUUGAAGUAAAGUCCUCUUUGUGAGAUA